Blepharisma stoltei is the source of this 696-nucleotide messenger RNA. Lineage: Eukaryota; Ciliophora; Heterotrichea; Heterotrichida; Blepharismidae. The record is from the annotation of a GenBank genome assembly.
AUGCAAAAAGAGCCAUCUAUUUCUGAGCUAGAAAACAAGCUGAAAGAUAUGGUAGGACCGAGUGGGGGCUUACAAGAAGUUCGCUGGGUUAAUCCUUAUGUAAAUUUGCUCAAUGAAACUAAAUAUCCAGAAGGGCAUGAUUUUUUGCUUCAGGCACUAAUGAGGUCGACAGUAAACUCAAAGAUUGUGUACGAUAAGUUUGCAAAUAUCGGAGGUUUGGAGUUUUUAGGAAAAUUAAUAAAAGACUACGACAAAAGCGAAGAACCUGAAGCGAAAUCCCUACUUCACACAAUCAUUGCUUGCCUAAACAAGUUCACAAUAUCCGUAGAAUUAUUAGAAACGACGAAAAUUGGCAAGGCCCUAGGUGGUCUACUAAAACACCCUGAUGUCAGCAUUCAAAAUAAAUCUGGAGCUUUGAUAAAGAAUUGGAAAGACAUUUUAUUGGCGCCAAGUGAGUCAGCACGUCCGCCCAAACCCAACUACAAUGAGACCAAGAUAGAGAUCCCUAAACGGUAGUUUUUAUUUAGACAAAAAGUUGAGGAGGACAUUAAGCAAGAAGAAUCUGCUGAAUAUAUUAUUGAACAAUAUAAUGAAAUUGAUGAUUAUUCUAACAAACAUGUGAGGUAUGUUAAUAUUUUAAGUGAACUAAGCCUAAUUGUAAUAGAUGGGUGGAUGCGGACCAUAUGGAAAACGUAA